UUACCACGGGUGCCUCUAGAGGCUGCUUCUGCAAAUCACGUCACCGAUGCCUCCCAUUGCUGAUGGGGAUUGUCGUUUCCGGUUCCUUAACCCUUAGCAUCUCGAACUUCGAAUGCGCCACCACUGCCAACACUAUCCGAAUUGCACACCACCAAGAUAACGGCCCGCCAUGGAUCGUGCUAGGAGGCACGAGUUGCGCGAGCUGAACGAGCGGGCUUGGAAUGGGGAGAAGGAUCUUUUCCCCGUCGGCAACUCGCUCGACUCAACCAUGAAGAAAAACACUGCUUUCAUUAAGCGCCUGCGUACCGCCAUCUCCCCCGCGACCCUGAACACGUUCCUCCAAGAAAUCAAGACCGUCAGCCUGUCGAAAUAUCUUUCCGAGAUUGUCUCGGCUUGCCACGAGGGUUUAUGCAAGCUCAGGUCCCCGGGCGAGAUUGAAGCCGGCGUGGAAAUUGUCAGCGCUCUGCACCAGCGCUUUGGACCCGACGAGUUUACAUCGUACCUGGGAUGGUUCCUCGGGAGGUCGAUGGCGACACCCGAUAAAAGCGUUCUGAAAACGCUUACCCCGGAAGCAAGAGACAAGGAGGAGAAGGAUCGAUUGGUUCGACAGCGGGUCCUCCUCCGGGUCGUGACCGAGCUCUGGCUGGUUGAUGUCCUGCGCACCCUGGACGACAUCAAGCGCCCGGAUGAUGCCACGAAUGGAGGUGCUGGAAAGCAGACCGAAGUGAAGUCCCGUGCCUCCGCCAAAGGAGGUGCUGCCGAACCAUUCCCCCUUGAAGUUCUGAAGGAUCUUCUUGGUCAUGACCGGGAACAUGCCAACCUGCCGCUACUAGUCGUCUUCGUCAGGGCGUUCAGCUGGGAUGUCCUCGGCGUCAGGGCUGCCGGCUCCGAGGGCCGCAAAACUGUUGAGGAAGAUGGCGUGACCAAGGCCGGAGAAGCGGCUGAUGACCAAGAAGGCGAGCCCGAACCGACGUCUGAAGAUCCUCCUUUCACCCCGCCCGAACUACAGGAACGCUUCAGGAACAUCUUGAAACGCUACUUCGAAGACGUCAAGGGCCACCUUGUCCGGGACCAAAAGGCCAUUUACAACCAGUCCCGCAAGAAUGCCGAAGCCUACGUCAAGUCGGGCGAAGUGUUUGAAGACCGCCAGGCGAAUUUUGAGAAGCAAGUCAAGGCUCAGGAGCGUCUUGUAGCCAACGCACAUGUCAUCGCGGAUGCCAUUAGCGCCGAGAUGCCAGAUCUGAAGGACAGCGACGAUCCUUCAGGUGGCGCGAAUGGCUCUAUUGGCAUUGUCAAAGCUGGUGAAUACCUACGCGGUCAAGGAGACGGUUCCGGAAUCUGGGAGGAUGAAGAGGAGCGCCGCUUCUACGAAAACCUCGUUGACCUACGGGGCAAGGUUCCCGGCAUUCUCCUGGAGGAAGUCAAAAAGAAGAAGGCCGAUGCGGACGAGCAGGUUGGCAAGAAGGUUGACCCGGCGGAAGUCGCUGAAGCCCCGAAGCCGGCCGACACCGCCGCCGACGAUCAGUCAGUGGCGAUUGCAAACAAGACCAUCGGAGCUCAAGUCGAUGCUCUGCUUACCAGAUUGCCGGACCUCACGACCAAAGAUGCCAUUGACCAGACAGCCAUCGACUUUUGUUAUCUCAACUCGAAGGCUUCGAGAAACCGGCUUGUAAAGGCAUUGACAGACGUCCCGAAGGGCCGCGGUGAUCUUCUCCCGUGUUGGGCGAGACUCGUUGCCACUCUCGGCCAGUACAUGACAGACAUCCCUAAGGGACUCGUGGACUACCUGGAUGCCGAGUUCCGCAGUCUGCAACGGCGCAAGGAAAAGGAAUUUCUGGGUCAAGUCAGGCUCAGCAACAUUCGCUACCUGGCUGAACUGACCAAGUUCGGCAUUGUCCCCGAGCACGUUGUCUUCCAUUGCCUCAAGGUCAGCCUAGAUGAUUUCUCUCGCAUGAACAUCGAGAUCAUCUGCAACCUGCUGGAGAACUGUGGCCGCUACCUGCUGCGGAACCCCGAGACUUCGCCCCGCAUGUCGGCGUUCUUGGAAACGUUACAACGGAAGAAGUCUGUGCAGCACAUCGGACCGGCCGAGAGAAUGCUUAUCGAGAACGCCGUGUACUACGUCGACCCACCUCAGCGUCCGGCAAUCGAGCAAAAGGAGAGAACGCCCAUGGAGCUCUUCAUCCGCAAGCUUGCUUACGCGGACCUGACCAAGCGGAACUACAGCAAAGUCCUCAGGCAGAUUCGCCGGCUCCACUGGGAAGAGAAAGAGGUUGUCUCUGUGCUUCACAAGGUGUUCUCGAAGCCUGGAAAAGUCAAGUUUGGCAACAUCCAUCUGCUUGCCAUCCUGUUGAGCGCCGUCAACAGGUACCAUCCCGAUUUCGUGAUCGGCAUCAUCGACUCCGUAAUCGAGUCCAUCGCGUUUGGUCUUGAGCAAAAUGACUUCAAAUUCAACCAGCGCCGUGUUGCUGAAGUCAAGUACCUGGGCGAGCUGUACAACUACAGGAUGCUCGAGCAUCCCGUGAUCUUCGAUGUCAUGUACAAGAUCAUGACCUUCGGUCACGGUGGGCCGCCAAUGCCUGGGCGUAUCAACCCGUUCGAUCAGCCUGACGACUACUUCCGCAUUCGCCUCAUCUCCACAGUUCUCGAGACGUGUGGGAUGUUUUUCAACAAGGGUGCUGCCGGGAAGAAGCUCGACUACUUCCUCUCCUUCUUCCAGUAUUACAUCCACGCCAAGAACCCUUUGCCCAUGGAUAUCGAGUUCCUAGUCCAGGACAUUUUCGCUUUGUGCAGACCUCAGUGGAAGCUAGCUUCUAACAUAGAGGAAGCCGCGGAAGUGUUCCGUCUAGCGAUGGUCCAGGACCAGAAGACUUCGGGACUUGACAGGGCCGUGGAGCAGGAUGAUGAAACAAGCGGAGGUUCCAGUGAUGACGAGCAUGUGGGGGACCAGGAUGAUGAUGACGAGUCGGGCUCAGAGGACGGAGAGGUAGAGGCCGAGGACGCUGAGCAGGACCCAUCCUACAAUACAAGCGACUCUGAGGAAGAAGCCAUCGUUGUCACUCGCGAGGAAGAAGAGAUCGAUCCCGAAGAUGAAGCUGAUUUCGACCGCGAGUAUGCGAAGAUCAUGGCCGAAAGCGCCGAGACGCGCAAGUUCCAGCCGAAGCAACAAGUUGAUAUCCCUCUCCCCAUCCGAGCCAAGGCUCGAGAAGCCACGGGCGGCAGCGAGACUGCCGAAAGCGGGCCCGGCACCCCGGGCGGAACAAUGGCCUUCUCGCUACUUACGAAGAGGGGAAAUCGCCAACAGACACGAACGGUUGAAUUGCCCUCGGACUCUAACUUUGCCGUGGCCAUGAUCAACCAGCGGCAGGUAGCGAAGGAGGAGCAACAGCGCAUCAAAAACCUGGUGCUGAACUAUGAUCUUCGGGAAAACGAAGAACAGGACGGUGAAGAGCACACGAACUCCCACAAGUCAAACAUCAAUAUUCAUCACAUUUCAGCAGGACACGAGAAACCACCAGCGCAUCACCACCACAACCGGCUCGAUCCUCGGUUGGGCAAGGAGCGCGGACAACGGGUCCGCAAGCUCCAACUUAGCGACGUUGACUGGUAUGAUAACCCCGAAAACAAACCCUUUCAAGAGCGAGGGCAAGUGCCCUAUGCUGCCCAGGGGCGUCCCAACGGAUCGAACCAAAGCUACCGGCGACGCAACAUAUGCCAACCACCCGUCCGCCAUGUGGCUGUGAAGCAAGAGCAUGACUAGCACUUCAUCGCAUGCAUUUUGCUUCAGGCAGACGUCAAGAGACGAGCUCGCGUAGAUCGCAGCAGCAGAACAAGCACAUCGAUUAG
Molecule: messenger RNA, 3846 nt
Organism: Chaetomium fimeti
Lineage: Eukaryota; Fungi; Ascomycota; Sordariomycetes; Sordariales; Chaetomiaceae
Product: armadillo-type protein
Exons: 7
Coding region: 170-3760 (1196 amino acids)
Biological process (GO): nuclear-transcribed mRNA catabolic process, nonsense-mediated decay
Cellular component (GO): exon-exon junction complex; cytoplasm
Molecular function (GO): protein binding; RNA binding
Source: RefSeq, a predicted model, not a curated record